Lactuca saligna is the source of this 2764-nucleotide messenger RNA. The record is from the annotation of a GenBank genome assembly. Lineage: Eukaryota; Viridiplantae; Streptophyta; Magnoliopsida; Asterales; Asteraceae.
AUGUCAUUCAUAAAAGACUCAGAACACCUGAGAAUACCCCUUCUAGAUAUAAAAGUAGGCACCAAAUUUUUCGAAAACAUCAUCGGACGAGGUGGAUAUGGCCCUGUCUAUAGAGGAGAAAUCUCACUUUCUGGUAAUAUGACCUCUGUCGCUGUAAAACGUCUACAAAAUAUUGAUCAGUCAGGUCAAGGGCUUAAAGAGUUCUUAACAGAGAUAAACUUGCUCUCUCGUUAUAAACAUCCAAACUUGGUAUCCCUUCUUGGUUACUGUGAGGAAGGCAAUGAAAAAAUCCUUAUUUAUGAGUAUGCAAAGCAUGGAAGCUUCGACAGGUACCUGAUUCCGAUGAAAACCAAAUGUCCAUUCACAUGGAAGCAACGUAUGAACAUAUGCGUCGAUGCAGCCCGCGGUUUGGAUUAUCUUCAUAACCACGUUGCAGAGAAUCAUAGAGUUAUCCACAGGGAUAUAAAGAGUGGAAACAUUCUUUUAGAUAACAACUGGAAAGCUAUGAUUGCAGAUCUUGGACUUUCCAAAAUAGGUCGUGCUAAUGAAAAUGAGACUUACCUCAUUACUAAUGCUGUUGGAACAUAUGGUUACUGCGAUCCGGCGUACAUUACUACGGGAAUAUUGACCAAAGAGUCAGACGUUUAUUCCUUUGGUGUCGUAUUACUCGAAGCAUUAUGUGGGAGGUUGUGUUUCAUGAAUGUAACAGGUAUGCAACGAAAUCUGGUCCCACUGGCUCGAGACUGCUACGAAAAAGGAAAAUUAAAUGAGAUCAUGGAUCUUGAUUUGAAGGGCGCAGAAUCCGUAAAAGAGUUUUCUAAGAUAGCAUAUGAGUGCGUGAAUGAAGAUCAGAAAGCACGACCCUCGAUGGAUGUGGUUUUAGAGAAACUUCAGAAAGCCUUGGAAUUGCUAGAAACUGAGGAAGCAUACGAACUGCAGAAGCAUGAAGAAGCAUUGCGAAUGAAAAAAUAUGAGGAAGCAUGUGAAUUGCAAAAAGUUGAAGAGGCAUUGGGAUUGCAAAAACUUGUGGAGGCGUUUCAAGCGCAGGAAUUUGUCGAAGCAUUGGUAUUGCAAGAACUUGAUGAGGCCUUCGAAUCUCAAGAGCUUGUAGAAACGCUGGAAUUGCAUAAACUUGGGGAGAUAUUGGAAUUGCAGAGGGACUAUGCUGUCGUAAAAGCCUUACAAAUGAUGAUAAAUACCCCCCAAGAAUAUGUUACAAAAGAGGAAUUACACGCGCAUCUCUCUUCUGGAUUCCUUACAGACGAAUCAAAAGUGUGGUUUUCAGUCGAUGAGAACGGAAAGAAUCAAGAGAUGAUAUCUGCAAUGAAAUUCAUGCAUACAGACCCAAACAAAUUCGAAGCGAUCUCUUUACCUGGAUCUCGAUUCCCAAUGGUAGCAAAGGUUUUGAAUGCAUCAAAGGUUAAUAUGCAAGUGACGAUAAGAACACAAUUUCUAUCAUCUGAUGUCACAUAUGCAGCUUACCUCAUAUGCAAACACAAAUAUUCUACUCAAAAUCCGGUUAUCAAAAGUCUAAAGUACAAACUAAACAACCAAACUCAGUCGUAUAUUUCAUAUCAAGGAGAUUAUAAAAACAGAUGGGUGAUGAUGGAACUAUUUCAAGCCAAAGUUCUUUCUAGAAAUUUUGAAUUCAAACUUUUGCUAGAAGAAUUUGCUUCUGAUAGCUUCCAUGAUGAAGUUAUUGUCGAAGGGGUCGUGUUUUCGCCGGUACAAAAGUUUGAUGAUGAAAAUAUCGAAACACAAGAGAUGGAGAAUCCCACAGCGACUGAGAUAGAAUGGGAGAAUAAAUUGCCGAGCGACUAUGAACAAUUCAUACAUUGUUCUGGAAAACGUUUAGUGAAAAGGCCCUGGAAUAGUUUCAUCACUGAAACCAAAGAGGAGGCGUACUCCAUUCUUUCCAAGGGUAUUUAUAUCAAGGUCAAAAAUGAUAAUGAUGUGUUCUUUUGGAUAACCAAAUCAAACGGGAAGAAAUGUUUCAUGCUUUCACCAAAGAUAAUACGACAUAAUCCUGAAGUUGACAAGUUGGUACCUAGGGAACAUCUAAACGAAUCAAGAUUCACAUAUAUAUUAGAGUUAUCAUCUUCUUCUAUGGUACGUAUGGAAUUCAAGAUCAUAGAUCCUCUUCUAUCAUCAAACACUACCUAUGCAUGUUACUUCAUUUACAAGAUAUCAGAACAUAUGGAGAAUCCGGUUGAAGUGAAGAUUAAACAGUUAAUGUUAAACUAUCCACCUGGGGUUAUGAAAGAUCUCCAAACACAAUGAACAAAAACAAAAUGGUAGAAUCUCCACGAAGGAGAAAAGAUGGUUGGUCCGAGGUUAGGUUGGGGGAAUUCGCUAAACACAAUAUCCAGGAUUCUCGACCAUGGAUAUGUAGGUGUAUACCCUGUUUACCAUAUACAAAUGACGCAUAUGAUGAGGAAGAUUAUUAUGACACAAAGAUUACAAGAAUAUGGCCUGAGUAUGACCCAAACAUCAAUAUAUACAUGAACUGGAAGAACACAUAUAAUUCGGUACAAUGGGCUAGGAUCCCAAACCUCAGCGUGCAAGGAAUUGAGUUCCGACCUCUAUAAAGUCCUUAAUUUGUGCCGGAAGAAAACUAGAUCCAUGCAUUGUAAUUUUUUAUUUUUAUUUUGGAUAUCAGCAUCUUGCUUCUUCAUUUCACAGCAAAUAAGGUGAAACAAUCAUUAAUUAUCAUGUACUAUGUAUUGAAAUAAUAUUAUCUAAGUAAAUAUCAUUCAAGAUCAAA